Molecule: messenger RNA, 891 nt
Organism: Lingula anatina
Lineage: Eukaryota; Metazoa; Brachiopoda; Lingulata; Lingulida; Lingulidae
Product: UPF0561 protein C2orf68 homolog
Source: RefSeq, a predicted model, not a curated record
UAAAAAAUCUGCACAUAUCUUGAUGACGUUUAACGCAUCAGCUGUUCGCUGCAGAUGGCAGCGAAAGCUAAGUUGGAUAUGAAACAUGGCUUUAUGAAGAGCAUAGUCAGAAACCAAGUUGCUAGAGAUGAAUACGACAAAGAAGUGAAGGCUAAAAUAGGCGACAAGAAACAAACCACUUCCAAGUCAAAGAGACCAGAAAUUCAGCCGUAUGUUCCACCCCCGAAGUCGAAGUCAGAUCAACAGACUAAUCAAAAGGAGCAAUUGUUCAGAGUGGAAUUUGAAGACAAAGAUGGGCAAAUGUACAGUUUCAUUUUUUAUGAAGAUGACAGCCCAAGUGCAGUUGCUAGACAGUUCGGUAUGGACAGAGGUCUUCCCUCCCCCCUUAUUUCAGCACUUGCAGAUAGACUUCUGGAUGAAAUGAACAACUGUACCUGAAGGCAGGAGACAGACACCUGUCUGAAAAAAUAUCAAUGGUUUUAAGCGUUGUGUAGGUAGCCCAACUGCACCCUAGUAACACACAUGGCUUGGCACAUUUUGUAUGUGUAGGACUGAUGGCUUUUCAUGGUGGACCUUCUCCUCAUCUUGCAGAGUAUUGCUAGUAAACAACCUUUCAAUAAGGAAGAGAUUUUUCAGAAAUUAAGGAAGUAUUAAGCUUAAACCUACCAAGAACAAAACAGUACUGGAAUCCCAAGUUUAGAAUUACAUGAAACAGAAUUCCUUUAUGUUCCAUUAUCGUAAUGCUGUACUUUGUUCUUGAUCACUUGUACUUGUUCUGUUUAGUAGGAUUUUUUCUUUGAAGAGGAAGAAAAUGAAAUCUAAGAGAAGUAUGAAUUAUUGGUAUUAAUUGAAAAACAUUUAUAAGAUAAAAAAUUUAAUUUGAUCAGUACA